AUGGCAUCAAGGGCCAUCCUCAUCCUUUCCUUGUGUGCCACCCUUGGGAUUCUUGCACCAGCAUGCAAGGCCACUGAAUUCGUUCUCUACUCAAAUCCUGCCACUGUCCUCGUCCCGGGCCAAAACUUCUCAUAUGACAUGACCCCCAUCGGCCUCCCUUACGGUCCAGCGGAUCUGGUCAUGCAGAAGGACUGCAACCUGGUGAGCCACUACAAAGGUGAAUUUUCCUGGGCCAGCAACACAAGCGGAGCUGCAGACUACUGCUACCUCACGGUCAGCAACUACGGCGCUGCGGUCAUCAAGGGCAACUACCACUACCCAGUCUGGACCAGCCCCAUCACCAGCAACAUCUCCGGUGACUACGUUCUAAUCCUUCAGUGGAACGGCGGGCUCGCCACCUACGGCCCCAGCAUCUGGUCCAGCACUAACAAAGCAGAGUUCGGCAGCAUUGAGAUCAAGAACGAGACCAAGGACUACGUGGUCUACUCGUAUUCAGUGCUGCCAAUUGGACCCAUAGCCACGUAUAAGGACUUUCAUCUGGUCCUUGAAGACAGCUGCAACCUUGUCCUCCGCCGCACUGAUUCUGGCAAGGUGUUGUGGCAGACCAACAAGUACAGUGACUGCCCAUGA
Messenger RNA from Dioscorea cayenensis subsp. rotundata (Guinea yam), 630 nucleotides. RefSeq names its product mannose-specific lectin 2-like. NCBI's taxonomy places the organism in Eukaryota, Viridiplantae, Streptophyta, Magnoliopsida, Dioscoreales, Dioscoreaceae. The record is from RefSeq and is a predicted model, not a curated record. Bases 1 to 630 code for a protein of 209 amino acids. The transcript has a single exon.